Molecule: messenger RNA, 1936 nt
Organism: Heterocephalus glaber (naked mole-rat)
Lineage: Eukaryota; Metazoa; Chordata; Mammalia; Rodentia; Bathyergidae
Gene: Tmem179
Product: transmembrane protein 179
Source: RefSeq, a predicted model, not a curated record
GCGGCCCCGGCGCCGGAGCCCGGCCGGCCGCGCCCCUCCCGGCCCCGCCAUGGCGCUCGACAAUUUCCUCUUCGCGCAGUGCGUCUGCUACUUCCUGGCCUUCCUGUUCAGCUUCGUGGUGGUGGUGCCGCUGUCCGAGAAUGGCCACGACUUCCGCGGCCGCUGCCUGCUGUUCACCGAGGGCCUGUGGCUGAGCGCCAACCUCUCGGUGCAGGCGCGCGAGCGCUUCACUGUGCAGGAGUGGGGCCCGCCGGCCGCCUGCCGCUUCAGCCUGCUCGCCAGCCUGCUGUCGCUGCUGCUGGCCGCCGCGCACGCCUGGCGCACGCUCUUCUAUCUCUGCAAGGGGCACGAGGGCUCCUUCUUCUAUGCCUUCCUCAACCUCCUGGUGAGCGCCUUCGUGGUCUUCCUGGUCUUCAUCGCCAGCACCAUUGUGAGCGUGGGCUUCACCAUGUGGUGCGAUGCCAUCACCGAGAAGGGCACCGUGCCCCGCAGCUGUGAAGAGCUGCAAGACAUUGAUCUGGAGCUGAAUGUGGACAACUCUGCCUUCUAUGACCAGUUCGCCAUUGCCCAGUUCGGCCUCUGGGCCUCGUGGCUGGCGUGGCUGGCCAUCACCACGCUGGCCUUCCUGAAGGUCUACCACAACUACCGCCAGGAGGACCUGCUGGACAGCCUGGUCCACGAGAAGGAGCUGCUGCUGGCCAGGCCAGGGCCCCGCACCUCCCUCCAGGGGGAGAACAGUGCUGUCAUCUAGGCCCUGCUUCCUGAGGCCCGGCCCUGCCCACAGGCCCUGUCUGGGCCACCCAGCCCUGCAUGCAACCCUAGCCCUGCCUGCGGUGGGGUGAGAGCGAUUCCUGCCCGGGCCCAGCAGCAGGCAGUUGGGGCAUCUGUUCUGCCUCCCUGAGGCUGUGUGUGUGAACGCUGCAGUAUAAGCAUACGUGUGUGUGCACAUGUGUGUGGAUGGGAUGUGUGGGAGCAGACCACAGAGAUGGGGUGCCCGUGGCCCACAGAAGGAGGGCACUGCCUUCCCACCCCAGCCUGGGCCAGGGCUCCUGCAGGGGAGGGACUCCCACCUACCCACCCAGCGGUGGCAGAGCCUGGUGUGACUGGGACUUGCCUCUGCUGUCCUCAGCACCACCUCCUCUUGCGGGGGGGGGUCCCCCAUCCUGUCCCGGGGUCCAACCCUAACCCUAACGGAGCCCCUCAGAAGUGUGUUCCCUGAGUGUGCUCCCGGCUGGGGCUCUGGUGUGGACCUGGGCCACCUCAAGGGGCUGGGUGGUAGGCUGGGCCAGCUUGUCAGGGUGCUGGGCAGGCAGGGGCUGUCCUGGGGGUCCUGGCCAGGGGAUGGGGGUGAAGGCCUGAAGCCCAGCUGAGGGUUUCCUUCGGGGCGCCAGGUACUCUGGGAUGGUGUUUGGAGAGAGUCUGAGGCCCCCAAAGCUGACGUAGGCCUGGGCCCUAAUCGCUGGAUGUGGGAGCCCUUUCCUGCCCCCAGAGCUGCUCAUCUGUCCCCCACAUGGUGUUGUGGCUUCUGCCUCGCCUUGGCCCAGUCCCCCAUUUCUGCUGCAGCCAUCUGGGGCCCCAGAAGGAGCAGGAGUGGGCUGCGGUUUCCUGGGCCCAUGGAACUGCCACUUCCCCAGCCUUCCCUGCCCUGGGCAGCUGCCCUUGGGCCCUGGGGCUGGCUGGGGCGGCCUGCAUCCAGGCAGGUGGAGGCCUGCAGGCAGGGUCCAUCCUGGGCCAGCCUCUCCCCAGGCGGGAGGGCCGGGCUGCCCGGGUCCCCCCAGCGGCUGCACCGUAGUGCUUCCAGGACACCUUGGCUUCUCUGGCUUUUAGCAAGGACACCUUGUUUUAGCUCUACUUCCGGCUGAGGUGGAAGUGAAGACUCUCAAGUUUCCAUGUAUCUAUUUCUCCAAGUCAAAAUAAAGCUACACGCUCAAGUGUC